UGCGUCAGUGCUGGGGCUUGGGAGGGCCCGCGGCCGAGACUGGGGGGCAGUGGGGCCCCGGGUGCAGGGAAACGCUCGGCGACGAAGGAGCCGGGCGGGAGAUGUCCGCCGAACUGGGCACAGCGUCGGCUGCACAGGCGUCGUCCCCUGAGCGCAGUACUAAAUCCCUAUCGAAGGAGGAGACCAUCAAAAGGAAGUUUUCUGAAGCAGAGAGAGCAAACACGCUGACACUGGGGAUGGCGACAGCACCGCUCGGUGCCCGUUCCCCAGCUCCUCUGAAUCUGAAGAAGGAGGUGCUUCGGACCAUGAAGGGGGAUCCCCACUCUACUGGGGAACAGGCAGUCCGGCUGCCGGGAGACGGCACAGGCCUGGGGCAGGAACCGUUGUGCAAACAGUUCAGGCAGUUGCGCUAUGAGGAGACCACAGGGCCCCGGGAGGCACUGCGCCGACUCCGUGAGCUGUGCCGCCAGUGGCUGCGGCCCGAGACGCACAGCAAGGAGCAGAUCCUGGAGCUGCUGGUGCUGGAGCAGUUCCUGACCAUCCUGCCCGCCGAGCUCCAGGCUCGGGUGCGGGAGCACCAUCCGGAGAGCGGGGACGAGGUGGUGGUUGUUCUGGAGGAUUUGCAGCCAGAGCUUGGAGACGCAGGAAAGCAGGCGGACCCAGGCCAGGCUGAAGAGCAGAUGAUGCUGGCGGGGGCGGCAGCCCCGGUGGAAGCAGUGCGGGGGCAGCGCACCCAGCCGGAGCGUGAAGUUCUGGAGCCUGAAGGAGACCAGGGUGAGAAGACCAGGGUUGAGAACGGGAAGGUAUUUGCAGAGACAGACUCUUGUGGAGGAGUGGAAUCAGCCAGGAAAGUAUCUGAACUCGUAGAGCCUCGUUCUGAGGAAUCUCACUUGGAAAGGCAGCGGGUCGAGCCCAAGGAGAAGCCCGAGUAUAAAUGCUCAGAAUGUGGGGAGGGCUUCACCCACCACUCAGACCUGGUCACACACGAAGGCGCGCACACGCGAGGGAAGCUCUGUGAGUCUGCGGCGUGUCACAGUACUGGUCUUACUGGAUGUCAGAAAACCCGCCCUCGAGAGAAAGGUCAUCAGUGUCAGGAGUGUGGGAAAGCCUUUCAGAGGAGUUCACACCUUGUCAGACACCAGAAAAUCCAUCUUGGCGAGAAGCCUUACCAGUGCAAAGAGUGCGGGAAGGUCUUUAGCCAGAACACAGGCCUCUUGGAACACCUCCGGAUCCACACUGGAGAGAAGCCUUACCUGUGCAUCCACUGUGGGAAGACCUUCCGACGCAGCUCCCACCUCAACCGGCACCAGAGAAUCCACAGUCAGGAGGAGCCCUGUGAGUGCCAGCAGUGUGGGAAAACCUUCAGCCAGGCCCUUCUCCUCACCCACCACCAGAGGACCCACAGCCACUCCGGAAGCCAUCGCUGUAAUGAGUGUGGGAAAGCCUUCAGUCUGACUUCAGACCUCAUUCGACACCAUAGGAUUCACACCGGAGAGAAGCCGUUCAAGUGUGACAUUUGCCAGAAAGCCUUCCGCCUAAACUCCCACCUGGCUCAGCACGUGAGGAUCCACAAGGAAGAAAAACCCUAUGAGUGUAACAAAUGCGGAGAAGCCUUCAGGCAGAGGUCGGGGCUUUUUCAGCAUCAGAGAUAUCACCACAAAGACAGUAUGGCUUGACGGGGCGUCCUGUCUGCGGAGACCAUCACAGACAGGAUGUCGACAAGCAAACAGCACGUCAGGAAGAGUCACUGCGGCCAAUUCUAGCCUCACAGAACUCGGGGGGGUGGGGGGCCACACGGGAGGCUGUGCGCAUCCACUUGUGCUCAGCCUUGGCCCAUAGAGAUCUGACCCUAGAGGGUACCAUGGGAACAAGAGCAUUCUUUACUGCAGGACUUCUCUGAGCCUUUAACAUGGUAAAUGCUUGAUUGUGCAUCUCUAGGUAGUAGAGAGCCUCAUGAUUGAGUUAGGGCUUUGAAGUCAGCAGCAAGUCACAUAUCCACAGAUUUAUAGGCUUAAACGGAACAAGAGCAGGUUGAUAAUUUUACAUCUGGUGCAGUAACAAUGCCUGUAAAAUAAAGCUAAUGACAUUUGGAAAUAUACCACUCUUAAAGGUGUCUUAAAGUGCGGGUUUAAUGGUGGACAUUUUCCCCCAGUGGUUUUACUAAUCACCCCCUACUGGCAUCCCCCCCCCCCACCAUCUGCAGAAGCAUUUUAGAAAGCAAAGAUGAUCUAAUUUUACCAUUUCCCACCCCUAGUCUUGCUACAAUACUUCACUCAUUCAGGUUAGAAAUCCAGGUUAAACUGUGGGAGAGAUUUUAUAAGUCAUGUGAAUGAACAGUGCUGAGUGAAUCCAGGUAGUAACUGUCUUGAUACAAACUUCAGUGUCAGGAAAGUGGGUCCUCCAUAGACACUGUUUAGGAAAUGGGGAAAGAAAUUAGACUGUUUUCCUUUAAUACUGAUGAUGCAGUUAAAAAAAUUUUUUUUAAUGUUUGUUUUUGAGAGAGAGACAGCGCGUGAGCAGGGGAGGGGCAGAGAGAGAGGGAAACAGAGAAUGCAAAGCAGGCUCCAGGCUCUGAGCUGUCAGCAGAGAGCCCGACAUGGGGCUCAAACACACAAACCAUGAGAUCGUGACCUGAGCUGAAGUCUUGCGCUUAACCGACUGAGCCACCCAGGCGCCCUGAUAAUGCAGUUUUAAAAUGUUGCUUGUUCUGGAAUUCUUUGGAAGCAAACAAUAAAGUCAGCUGGGAGGAGAUCAUGAUCUUUGUACUGUGAAUACCAAAAUGUCACGGAAAUGAUAAGAACAGUAAGCUUCAGGGAGUCCACUCAUGAAGCAUCAUCACUGCUUGCUGAUCGGCAGUAGCUGCUUAGGGUGUAGUGUCUGGGAAAGACUUCUUAGUCUGCCACAGGAGCGAGGCCUUGUGUGUGGCUGAGGAUCUAUCUAGUUCAGCUGCAUAUAGAUUACGGGAAAAAAGUAGGAGUGAUUUCAUGAAAGCUUGUUUUUCUCUCAGAAUAAUCUGAAGAUAAGCAGUCCAAGACUGAUAAAGUGGUUCCAUGACACCGCUAGGGACCCUCCCUCUGCUUUUCUGUUCCAACAUGCUAGUGCACACCAUCAGCCCUUGAGGUGGUCACAUGGUCCUUGGUGGUGCUGAAGCUCUAGUCAUCACAUGCAAGAUGCAGACAGGUGGGACAACAGAUCCCUCGCAGUUAAGCCAGCCUUCUGCAAAAAGCGUCCUUUUAUUUAUUUUGAGACAGAGUGAAAGAAUCCCAAGCAGGCUCCGUGCUGUCAGCAUGGUGACUGAUGUGGAGCUUGAACUCAUCAACCAUGAGGUUACGACCUGAGCCGAAAUCAAGAGUUGGACGCUCAACCCACUGAGCCACCCAGGCGCCCCUCUGCUCGAUUUUUAAUAUAUCAUAAUUGUCCAUGUUGUAUCUUCAUAAAUUCUUAAUAAAUUAACUCAUGUUUACUUAUGAUAGAAAUUCACAUAAAUUGUAAAAACUGUGAAAAAUAUAAAGAAAGCAAAUCAUC
Acinonyx jubatus (cheetah) is the source of this 3525-nucleotide messenger RNA. It is a transcript of the gene ZSCAN26, whose product is annotated as zinc finger and SCAN domain containing 26. The transcript is spliced from 5 exons. Gene Ontology annotation, molecular function: RNA polymerase II cis-regulatory region sequence-specific DNA binding; DNA-binding transcription factor activity, RNA polymerase II-specific. Bases 102 to 1676 code for a protein of 524 amino acids. Gene Ontology annotation, biological process: regulation of transcription by RNA polymerase II. Lineage: Eukaryota; Metazoa; Chordata; Mammalia; Carnivora; Felidae. The record is from RefSeq and is a predicted model, not a curated record.